Molecule: messenger RNA, 1727 nt
Organism: Lathyrus oleraceus (garden pea)
Lineage: Eukaryota; Viridiplantae; Streptophyta; Magnoliopsida; Fabales; Fabaceae
Product: disease resistance protein RUN1
Exons: 4
Coding region: 48-1727 (559 amino acids)
Biological process (GO): defense response; signal transduction
Molecular function (GO): ADP binding
Source: RefSeq, a predicted model, not a curated record
UUUGCUGUACAUUUUCUUCUCAGCGUUGACUUCAGUUCAAGGAGUUGAUGGAUUCUCCUUCUUUUUCUUUCUCUCUUUCUUCUCCUUCUCCUUCUUCUUUAUCCUCCAUUUCUCGAUUCAUGCACGACGUGUUCAUCAAUUUUAAACGAGAAGACACUAGCAAGACUUUCGUUUCUGAUCUCGACGUUGCCCUCUCCAAAGCCGGAAUCGAAUCUUACAUCGAUUAUCACCGCCAUAAUGGAACCGAUCUGGAUCCAGAACUAUUGGAAGCAAUAGAAGAGGCUCGUAUUUCUAUAAUUGUUUUCUCCAAAAACUAUGCAGAAUCUAGUUGGUGUCUUAACGAGUUGGAAAGAGUUAUGGAAUGCCGCGGAACUCUUGGCCAAUUUGUUGUCCCUGUGUUUUAUGAUGUUAACGCUUCCGAUGUUCGUCACCAGAAGGGUGAUUUUGGAAAGGUUUUGAGGGCUACUGCAAAAGAAGCAUACUUUCGUUCACAAGGAAAAGAGAAGAUGAAAAAUGUGUUGUCAAAUUGGAGCAAUGCACUCACCCAAGCUGCUAAUUUGUCUGGUUUGCAUGUCAGCAAUUACAGGUAUCAAGAUGAACUAGUGCAGCAAAUUGUUGAAAGUGUUAUGAGAAAGCUAAAAAAAGAAUCUCUGUUUAUUGCCUUGUUUCCGGUUGGACUUGAGUCCUAUGUGCAAGAAGUGACUGACUUCAUAGAAUAUCAAUCAAACAAAGUUUGCUUGAUAGGGAUAUGUGGAAUGGGUGAAUCUGGUAAAACAACCACAGCCAAAUCCAUCUACAAUCAAAUUCAUUGGAAUUAUAUGAACAAAAGUUUCAUUGGAAAUGUUAGAGAAGUUUGUGAAGAAAAUAACGAGAUUAUUCAGUUACAACAACAACUACUUUUAGAUAUCACAAACACAAAUGUGAUGAUACAUAGCAUUGCAUCAAGGGAAAUGAUGAUCAAUAAUCUUUAUGGCACUAAAUUUCUUGGCAAAGCUAUACUUGUUAUACUAGAUGAUGUGACCGCAUUUUAUCAGUUAAAAGCGCUAUGUGCAAAUCCUAGAUUGUUUGGUCCAGGAAGUGUAUUCAUUGUUACAACUAGAGAUGUACACCUGCUUAAGCUAGUUAGGGCUGACUAUGUCUGCACAAUGAAGGAAUUGGAGGAAAAUGAGUCCCUUGAGCUUUUCAGCUGGUAUGCUUUUAGACAACCUAUUCCAAUGAAAAAAUUUAAUAAACUCUCGAGGAAUGUAGUUGCUUAUUGCGGAGGAUUACCAUUGGCUCUUGAAGUCCUUGGUUCCUACUUAUUUGAGAGGACAAAAGAAGAAUGGAUAACUGUCCUCUCAAAACUAAAGAGGAUUCCCAAUGAUCAAGUGCAACAGAAAAUGAGAAUAAGUUAUGAUGCUUUAAUGGAUGAUACGGAAAAGGAUAUAUUUCUUGAUAUAUGUUGUUUCUUUAUAGGUAAGGACAGAGCCUAUGUUACAGAACUACUAAAUGGUUGCGGAUUUCAUGCUGAUAUUGGGAUAGCCGUCCUCGUAGAGCGAAGCCUUGUAAAAAUUGAGAAGAAUAACAAGCUUGUAAUGCAUGAUUUAAUAAGAGACAUGGGAAGAGAAAUUGUCCGCGAAAGUUCACCUAGAGAGCCUGGGAAGUGUAGUCGGUUGUCGUUUCAUGAGGAUGUACGUCAUAUUUUGACCACCUGUAAGAACUUUAAUAACUCUGAUAAGAAAAAGUGA